Messenger RNA from Paramecium primaurelia, 1208 nucleotides. The record is from the annotation of a GenBank genome assembly. NCBI's taxonomy places the organism in Eukaryota, Ciliophora, Oligohymenophorea, Peniculida, Parameciidae.
AUGAUUCCUGAAUAAUAAUAGGGAAUAACAGAGGAAGAGAAAGAACUCAUUCUUAUUGAAGAAUUAUCAUAAAAAUUAGAAGGUUUGUAUAAGGACAUGGAAUAAAUAAGGAGAGAGAAUCUUUUAUUUGAAUCAUAUAUAAUGCGAAACUCCAAAGAUUUGUAGAGAGAAGAUGAAGCAGAAGAUAAAAAGUAGAAAACUAAAAAGAAAAAUUAACCAGUUGAUAAAAAAGUAAUCUAUUUUUAGAUUAUAUUAGACAAUGUAAUUGACAAAUGAAGAGAAAUAUGAGAUUGCUUAAUUUGAGAGUGAUACACUAAAAAAGAAUAUUGAAGAAGGCAGAAUUAGAUCAGAUUAAAUAUUAGAAACAUUAAGAGUAUUAUAAUUAUUAAAAUUAUUAGGCAAUUUUAGAAGAAACAGAUAAAGCUAUAACAGAAAUUAGAAAGGAUGCUUUUGAUUUUUAAAGAGAAAUAUUAUUUGCAGGUGAAAAUACAAGAACUGGUAAAAUAGAAGCAGAAAGAAUAGAAAAGUAUUUUAAAGAGAAAUUAGCAUAAAAAGUAUAAAAGAAUAAUUAUUUUAUUAAGGAUGCAUAAAUUGAAAAAUAUAAAUAAAAAAAAGCUAAUAUAGAAUAAUAAAUUACUAAAACUAGCAAUUAAAUAUAAAAGAAAGAAGAAAUGGGUGAUGAUUUAAAAUUUAUUGAUUUUCAUUAAUUAUAAAUUGAGAAUAAAAAGUAUGUUAAGUAAAUUGAUGAGAAAAAUAAGAAAUUACUUGGAUUAAAAAUAGCAACUGGUAAAAUAUCCUCUGUUUUGAUAGAGGAAAGAAAUCAACUCUAAAAUGAAAUAGAUUAAUGUAAUAAACUUAUUUAAGAAAUUGAUGAUAAAAAUAAAAAAAUAGCUAAAACUUAAGAAUAAACAAAAAAAGUCAAAACAUAAAUAGCAUCAUUAACAGAAAAAAAGAAAAAAUUUGCAAUCUAAUUAGAAUAAGUAAAUAAUGCUACUAAUGAAGAUAUUCCUAAAGUAAAUAUUUAUAUAAUUUAAUAGGCCAUGACAUAUGUAUUGUAAAAAAGAAAAGAAGAAGAAUUAGUAUAUAAGAUAAGAAAUACAAAUCGUAAAAUAGAAAUAGCAGAAUUAGCAUAUUAAAAAGCAUGCAAAGCAUUGGGUGUGAAUCCAAUAUAAUAAUGAAUAAAAUAACAUUUAAAUUCAAAGUACAAG